UAUCUGAUGGAGGAGAAGGAGGAAACCAGUGACGGUGGCUGUCAGUUCGAUCCGUGCUCUGUGAACGAUGUCUACCAGUGCUCCUGCCUCUCAUUAAGGCAAAUAUUAUAUACAAUGUUUGUUAGGGAGAAUGAGGCCCCGUUGGAGCCCAAUGUAUGCUGCAUGUGCACUGCCGAAGACAGGCGUUAUGGCGUGAAUUACCGAUGCCAGAGGCGAGCAGUGACGUUCUGUUUGAGCGCUGUUCCGGAGCAGUGGUUCUGCUCGAUUCACUCCGAAAUGCUGCAUCAACAUCGAUUAUGUCUUAUUUGUCAGGCAUUCUGCACAGAGGGUGAGUUGAGGGUGUGCAAUGAGUAUGGGGUUCAGCACUGGAUGCACGACGACUGCUAUCACUUGUCGGGUAAUAUGUGCUGCCACUGCAAUACACUCUACUCGGCCGUUACUGGUCGCAUCUGCUACCCCUACAAGGAUGAGUUAUUCGAGAAGCUGGAAGCCAUUUGCGGGAAGAUGAGGUGUGGAUUGCAACGCAACGUCUGUGAGUAUUCGUUCAUCCGAUGCUCCACUUUCAGAUUUUUAAAAGUUUGCCGUCUUGAAAUUGUGCUUUUUUUAACGAAUGCUUUACUUUGUGCGUAG
Messenger RNA from Gongylonema pulchrum, 630 nucleotides. The record is from the annotation of a GenBank genome assembly. Lineage: Eukaryota; Metazoa; Nematoda; Chromadorea; Rhabditida; Gongylonematidae.